This is a messenger RNA of Miscanthus lutarioriparius, 261 nucleotides long. Lineage: Eukaryota; Viridiplantae; Streptophyta; Magnoliopsida; Poales; Poaceae. The record is from the annotation of a GenBank genome assembly.
AUGGCGAUUUCAAGAAAGAUUAUUGGUGCUGCUCCGGUGAUAAUCCUGGUGGUGAUAAUGGCGUUCUUGGCCGUCUCAGGGGCGGCAAGCAGGAGGCUGGGCGGCGACGACGUCUGGACGCCAGCCCGGGACUCUGCUGUCUCCGGUGACGACGACGGUGUGGCGGUUCAGUUCCUCCGGCAAAUCUACCUGCAGAAGCUUGGUGCGGGGCCCUCGUGCGGCACCAACAGCUCAAAUGGUGGGUGCCCACGGCGCCCAUGA